Durotheca rogersii is the source of this 1102-nucleotide messenger RNA. RefSeq lists its product as uncharacterized. The transcript is spliced from 2 exons. The record is from RefSeq and is a predicted model, not a curated record. The coding region runs from base 121 to 807 and encodes 228 amino acids. NCBI's taxonomy places the organism in Eukaryota, Fungi, Ascomycota, Sordariomycetes, Xylariales, Xylariaceae.
AUAAAAGCCAACCAUGGCCGUCGGUCGAGCUGACGAGGUCGGGCGCUCUCCUUCCUCGCACCCAAGCGACGGCCAUCGCUCGCAACGGCUAUUAUUAGAACGGAAAUCAACCACGACGAGAUGUCGAGACUUUUGGUCGCCCUUGCGAUCUCUAUCGCAUUGCUCAUGGUCGACUCGGUCAUCGAGCUUUCCCUCAUCAGCAGCAUGGUCGGGUGGCUCCACCGCAGGGCCAGCCAGGGAUUUUCCUUCCGCUACGAAGGCUCGGUCUACCCCAUGCCUGGCGAGCCGCUCCACCUGAUGGUCGACCAGGGGCACACGAGCAACGGCGCCGCCGGGACGGCCUUCGUCAUCGUCGGGCUCGGCGGCAUCGUCGCUCUCUCGCUGAGGAACUGGUUUUACCACAGGAUCGGCGUGCUGGGGACCAUCGCACGCUCCCUAUACCGCGCCUGGGUCUUCGUCAACAUCCCGGCGUUCCUGCUGACGACCUUGGCGCUCGCCUACGUGUUCGCUGUCACUAACGCGCACGAGGAUCAGAUAAUCUACCUCUUUCCAGACCUCGGACUAUUCGAUGGGGAGCCGUAUCGUUUGUACUCCUGGACGCCGCAGAAUUGGUUCUCCGCGCUUUUGGAACUGGAUUUGGUCGAUUCGCGAGACGACAUACAGAGCCAUCUAUCCAUCAUGAGAGGUUGGCAGUACAACUUGAUCCCCAUGUUUAUCAUCCAGCUGGGUGUCACUUUGUUGGCAUUGUGGGAAUUUCACGACUGGCGAACCCGGAGGAGAACAUCGAGACAGGCGGAGAAGCCGUGAGAGAACGAUGUUGGGUGUUGGUACGGGGCCGACGCCGAUUCAGGACAGACUUUUCCAACUCAAGACUGCCCUCGCCCUUUCUUUUGUGCUCGUUUUCUCUGAUGAGGCAACCCUCCACAGAAAUUCCCCGAGUGGUAUAGCUUACUUUGUAUCCCAUCAAUAGUAUCUGGAGUGCGGGAUGUGAGUUAGCUCAAGGCUUGAGCGGUCAACCUUUCUUCAGAAUACUUAGUGAGAGAAUACAUACCUCCUCCUAAAGGUGAUUCGAAGGAACUGCCUUGACUCGAUUAGUCUCUUA